This is a messenger RNA of Chaetura pelagica (chimney swift), 534 nucleotides long. It is a transcript of the gene TRAPPC2L, whose product is annotated as trafficking protein particle complex 2-like. The record is from RefSeq and is a predicted model, not a curated record. Gene Ontology annotation, cellular component: TRAPP complex; nucleus; cytoplasm. Gene Ontology annotation, biological process: endoplasmic reticulum to Golgi vesicle-mediated transport. The coding region runs from base 1 to 399 and encodes 132 amino acids. The transcript has 5 exons. Lineage: Eukaryota; Metazoa; Chordata; Aves; Apodiformes; Apodidae.
AUGGACUGCAAGAACUAUCCCCUGUACAUCCGGAGCAUUCCAACAGAAAACGAGCUGAAGUUCCACUACACUGUGCACACUUCCCUGGAUGUUGUGGAUGAGAAGAUCUCUGCGAUGGGCAAGGCUCUGGUAGAUCAGAGGGAGCUGUACCUAGGGCUGCUCUACCCCACAGAGGACUACAAGGUAUAUGGCUACGUGACCAACUCCAAGGUGAAGUUUGUGAUGGUGGUGGAUUCCUCCAACACCGCCCUCCGGGACAACGAGAUCCGCAGCAUGUUCCGAAAGCUGCAUAAUUCCUACACAGACAUCAUGUGCAACCCUUUCUAUAACCCUGGGGACCGGAUCCAUUCCAGGGCUUUUGAUAACAUGGUGAACUCCAUGAUGAUGCAGGUGUGCUGAGGCCCUGCCCCUUCUCAUCUCAGCACUGAGAACAUUCCCUGUGGACAGGAGUGUGCCUGCAAAGUGAUGUAUAUAUUGUCUUUGUUCUGUGUCAUAUUUUAAAUGUAUUCUGUGUAAAUUAAACUUGACACCUGC